Molecule: messenger RNA, 9074 nt
Organism: Trichosurus vulpecula (common brushtail)
Lineage: Eukaryota; Metazoa; Chordata; Mammalia; Diprotodontia; Phalangeridae
Gene: GMPS
Product: guanine monophosphate synthase
Exons: 16
Coding region: 245-2326 (693 amino acids)
Biological process (GO): GMP biosynthetic process
Cellular component (GO): cytosol
Molecular function (GO): GMP synthase activity; ATP binding; GMP synthase (glutamine-hydrolyzing) activity
Source: RefSeq, a predicted model, not a curated record
GGGGAGUGAGGAGGAGGGGGAGGGGAGGUGGCCCGGGCUGAGCUCGGGCUCCGCCCAGCGGCGGCUCCGGGAGGCGGUGGCUGCGAGCACGAACUCCGCCCCGCCCCCUCCUCCCCUCCCCCUCCCGCUGCCCCUCCCCCUCCUCUUCCUCCAGCCCGCCCCCUCCCGCCGGGGCCCUGAGAGACGCGGACUGAGCUCUGCCGUCGCCCGCCCCUCGCCGUCUGUGCCGCCUGCGCCCGCACCCAUGGCUCUGUGCAACGGAGACUCCAAGUUGGAGAAUGCUGGAGGAGACCUCAAUGAUGGCGGACACCACUAUGAAGGGGCUGUUGUCAUUCUGGAUGCUGGUGCUCAGUAUGGGAAAGUCAUCGACAGGAGAGUGAGGGAACUGUUUGUACAGUCAGAGAUCUUCCCUCUGGAAACGCCAGCAUUUGCCAUCAAAGAGCAAGGAUUUCGCGCCAUUAUAAUCUCUGGAGGACCAAAUUCUGUGUAUGCCGAAGAUGCUCCAUGGUUUGAUCCGGCAAUCUUCACUAUUGGCAAGCCAGUCCUUGGAAUUUGCUAUGGCAUGCAGAUGAUGAAUAAAGUAUUUGGAGGUACUGUGCACAAAAAAAAUGUCAGAGAAGAUGGAGUCUUCAACAUUAACGUAGACAACACCUGCUCAUUAUUCAGGGGUCUUCAGAAGGAAGAGAUUGUGUUGCUCACGCAUGGAGACAGUGUAGACAAAGUAGCUGAUGGAUUCAAGGUUGUGGCACAGUCUGGGAACAUUGUAGCAGGUAUAGCAAAUGAAUCUAAGAAGCUGUAUGGAGUACAGUUCCACCCUGAGGUUGGUCUUACAGAGAAUGGGAAAGUGAUCCUUAAGAAUUUCCUGUAUGAUAUCGCUGGCUGCAGUGGGACCUUCACUGUGCAGAACCGGGAGAUCGAGUGCAUUCGUGAGAUCAAGGAACAAGUGGGAACAUCCAAGGUUCUGGUUUUGCUUAGUGGUGGCGUCGACUCAACAGUUUGUACAGCUCUGUUGAAUCGGGCUUUGGACCAAGACCAAGUCAUUGCUGUGCAUAUAGAUAAUGGCUUUAUGAGGAAGAGGGAAAGCCAGUCUGUGGAAGAAGCCCUCAAAAAACUUGGGAUUCAGGUCAAAGUGGUAAAUGCUGCUCAUUCUUUCUACAAUGGCACAACGACUUUACCGAUAUCCGAGGAAGACAGGACUCCCCGAAAAAGGAUCAGCAAGACGUUGAACAUGACCACAAGUCCUGAGGAAAAAAGAAAGAUCAUUGGAGACACCUUUGUCAAGAUUGCCAAUGAAGUAAUUGGAGAGAUGAACCUGAAACCAGAGGAGGUUUUCCUUGCCCAGGGAACGCUCAGGCCUGAUCUAAUUGAAAGUGCAUCCCUUGUUGCAAGUGGCAAAGCUGAAGUCAUCAAAACUCAUCACAACGAUACAGAGCUCAUCAGGAAACUGAGAGAAGAGGGAAAAGUAAUAGAACCUCUGAAAGACUUCCAUAAAGAUGAAGUGAGAAUUUUAGGCAGAGAACUCGGUCUCCCUGAAGAGCUGGUCUCUAGACAUCCAUUCCCAGGUCCAGGUCUGGCAAUAAGAGUAAUAUGUGCUGAAGAACCUUAUAUAUGUAAAGACUUUCCUGAAACUAACAACAUUUUGAAAAUAGUAGCUGAUUUUUCUGCAAGUGUUAAAAAGCCCCACACUCUGCUACAGAGAGUCAAAGCUUGUACAACAGAGGAAGACCAGGAGAAGCUCAUGCAGAUUACCAGCCUACACUCACUGAGCGCCUUCCUGCUGCCAAUUAAAACUGUAGGGGUGCAGGGAGACUGCCGCUCCUACAGUUAUGUUUGUGGCAUCUCCAGUAAAGACGACCCUGACUGGGAAUCCCUGAUGUUUCUCGCGAGGUUGAUCCCACGCAUGUGUCACAACAUUAACAGGGUCGUCUAUGUCUUUGGUCCCCCUGUCAAGGAGCCUCCCACGGAUGUCACUCCCACCUUCUUGACCACCGGAGUGCUCAGCACCCUGCGACAAGCUGAUUUUGAGGCUCACAACAUUCUCAGGGAGUCUGGGCGUGCUGGGAAGAUCAGCCAGAUGCCAGUAAUUUUGACGCCAUUGCAUUUUGACCGGGACCCUCUUCAAAAGCAGCCAUCCUGCCAGAGAUCCGUGGUUAUCCGAACCUUUAUCACAAGCGACUUCAUGACUGGUAUCGCAGCAACACCUGGCAAUGAGCUUCCUGUAGAGGUGGUGCUGAAGAUGGUCACCGAGAUUAAGAAGAUUCCGGGUAUUUCUCGAGUUAUGUAUGACUUAACGUCAAAGCCCCCAGGAACUACCGAGUGGGAGUAAUAAACUUCCUUUUCGAUCCAAGUGCUGUGUGCCGUUGAAAUGAUCUGAGACGUUGCCAGUGUUGACAUACAGUACUGUGAGGAGGGCAGCUGGGGCCGCUCCUUCCCACCUGGGUCCUGUCCUGGAGUGGCAGGAGCCAGGGAAGAGCUGUGUGGGAACCCUGAGUGGGGCUGAGGAUUUGUACGGGUAACUAGCCAAGGCGCCACGGCCUGUGCUCAGACAGACUCAUCUGACUCUUGCCUUUGUGUUCUUGCAUUCAUUCUGUGCUGGGUCUUACUGUUGCAGUCACUGAGCUGCCUCUUUGUUCUCUAAAGGCGUACCUCUUCUAGGUGACUAUCGGGAUGCUUCCUGUCUCCUGCUGGGGGGGGAUCAAGGGGCUGUUGAAGCACAUGUGAUUGACUUAUCUGGUGGGGGUGGGGGAGCACAGGUCUCUGGGGAAACUAAGUUCACAGGUAUAUUACGUUGUUCCUCCCUCCUAUCAAACCAUCACUGGCACAGGAAGAUUUCGGAGCUGUAGAAGUUAGGACACUUUGGAAUGGGAGAAUCCUUCUCAAAUUCCUUGGAAUGUGGCACCAUUUCUAGCCCUCUGGGGCCCUGGAAACUCUUUCUUUUCACUAGUAAGAACUUUGAGUUGUCUCAGUUUCAGAUGUACUAGAGUCAUACAACUUUUUAAUGUUAACAUUUUUCCUAAGAAUAAAAGAAGAAAGUAAUUUGUCUACAACCUUUCUUGUCUCUGAGGCAGGGAUACAGAUAGUGAAUGGGAGAGGCUGGUGCCAUCUUCCUGGGCUGGCUCUUCCUCUCCCCAGGUAGGUGUUAUCCUCUUAGGCUUGAGACACCAACCUGGACAGCCCAGUAGUGAUGGGCCCUGUCUUUUCCCCAGAAGAGAGACACUCUUGCGUAUUCCCUGAUUCAGGUCAUAGGAAGGCUAAGGAGGCAUAGCUUUAAUUUGUUUGGAGGUAGGACCUAAUAGUAGCUCUAGAUUGCAGAGACCAGCAGGACAGAAAAGUGUCAUGUGACAGCAGAUGCAUGUGGGGGGAGGAAUGAGGACUUGGAGGUUCUUGGACCUACUUUGGCUUGCCAGCUGGCUUGUGCUCAUGGAUGAUAGAAGGUGUUCUUUCCAAACUUUUUACACAGACUUCAGCCAAAGCUGUAAAAGAAAAGUUCUCUAGGACUUCCCCUAAUAAUGUUAGCAACUUUUAGAGCCCAAUCACCCCUAGUAUCUACUCAGAUAUAAAAUAAUAGCUUUGCCAUGAGCAUAGCCAACAGGAGAAGGACUGCAUGCUUUUUCCUGGAUUGUGAAUACUUCAUCCUCCCAUUAUACUUUUCUCAUCAUUUCCAACUUAAAACUGUCUUUUAAUUGUGGGGUAUCCAUUGGCCUUCCUGGUCUCCCUCAGGGUCUGAGCUAUUAGCAUAUUUACUGGAGAAGUACUGACCUCCACUUGGGAUCUAGGGACACACAGGUUAGUAUCCUAAAGUCUUCCUUUCAUCCAGCUAGCCCAGAGGACAAUGAAACCCAAGGCCUUGGGCUGACAAAGGAAGAAUUUGCUUCUGCCUGAAGUGGAGAAACUGGAGAAUAAUUGACCAGGGAGCUCAGUGUCUCCUGUAAAAGAUGAUGGUGUCAGACUUUGUACCAGCAAGUUUCAAUGUAUUGUAAGUACUUAAGAUUUCUGGUCAAGAUCCCUUUUUAAGUGAGUUGUUCUUGUGGAUGUGGCAUGUCUCGUGGGUUUCAAUUGGCCAUCGAGGUCAGGAGUACCCAUUUCUGGAAAGGAGCUGCUGGCUUAGGAAUUUGGUAUCUUAAGCAAAGAUCAAGAACUUCUUAACAACAUAACAUACCUAAGACAAUCCUAGGAUACCAAAGUGCCUAAUUAGGUCCCACAGCAUUGGUAGAACAUUUUAACAACAGCCCUGUGAGUUAAGGAGACCCGAGUGUCUGGUGAAGUGACUGUACCUCGGUCAUACAGCUAAUUAUGUAAAUAGACCUUAAAUUCAACCUCAGUCCAGUGCUCUCUUGGCUAUACAUUGGGUAUAGUUACUUAUAUUAUGUGAACCUUCCUUCAUCUGAAUUAAAUGGGAUAUUUUUGAAGGUCUCCUUUUGACUGAGGCAGGUAUACAUAUGAUGUUUCCCUGCUCUUACAGAUACAUAGCAUGGGAUUACCUUGAAAAACUGACACAUGAAGUCACACACUAUCCCAAGACCUGCCUCUGAAGGUGUAUCCCAGGCAGGCUAAGGGAUAGAAUUAGGAAAAGUAAAUGAGCAUCAGACUGCUUCUUGGUGACCAAGCCUCUGAAGUGGGCCUGCCCCAUCGGUGGGCUAAGUUGAAGCCAUUUCAAACUUCUGCUGCCCUAUCUAGGACUAGAGUAGGUUUUUAGGAGUAGCAGCAUGUUAAUCACUUUGGGGCUUUGCUGGAGACCAAGCAAGCCUUCCUCUUCAUCCAGAAGACCAAGCAACCUCUUUCUUUUCAACUUGAGACCAUAGAAUGGGAGUUGGGAGGGACCUCAGUGGCCAUCUAGACCAACUAGGACUUAAAAGCAAAUCUUAUGUGACAAGAUGGUCAUCUAGGCUUUGCUUGGAGGCCCCUCUGAAGAGGAACCAGCCAACUUUUGAGAGCAGGGCGUCCUAGCUCUAGUUGUUAGAAAAUUUUUCUUUACAUCAAGCCUGAAGUUACCCUCUUGGGUUGGCAGAAUUACUGUCACCAAAUAAUUGCCAUAGCUAUAGUGUAGUGCUGCUGAAAGAAGGAAUGAAUGAGUUAAUAAAGAAUGCUGGAUUGGAGAGACCUGGGUUCGACUCUUACCUCUGACAUUUAUUAGCUGUGUGACCCUGGUUAAGUUCUUCUUUCUUCCCCUCCCCUCCAUACACACUCCUGUGUUUCCAAACUUGAACUCUUCUAAGGAAAACUACAAUAUACAUUCCCAAGUGGUGGGGGUGCUUUCGGGGACCCCCAAGAUAAUUCUAGGCUGGCUUCACAGCGGGUUUGUAGGAUGCAGAGGAGGGGAGUAAUUGUAAUCCAUUCAGUAGUGGUGAGAGCCAGGUCCUUCGACGUGAAAUAUAGAAGCUGGAUCAGGAGAAAGGAUGUUGGCCAUGGUGAAGGAUUAGACAAACUGAAAUUUCCAGAUGGUGCUCCCUGGUUCUCAGGUCAGGACCUCCAUUUGAGUGUUGGCUUUGCUGUGUGACCUCGAGCCAGUCACUUCUGGUAAAGCCCAUUUCAGCUCCUUGAUUUUAUCCUACUGUUGGUUUUAAUUUGCUAAAACGGGAAAUGGCUUGAGGCCACAUAAAAGGUCAGGAUGAUCUCUCUCCCUAUCCCUUCCAGCUCCAGCACCCUACAUCAGGAGAACUCCACCAGGUCUGCAUGCUGAUAUCCUGAGAUGAGUUAGCAUUGGCUAAUCUGACUCCAUGGCAGCUUGAUGUUAGUCUAGAAUGCCAAGCAUAAAAAUCUGUAAUCUUGUCCCUUUGUUACACAUGAACAAACAGAAGUCUCUUCCUGGUCCUUGGGCCUUCCACCUCAUGGCAAGUCUUACUCAACUAACCACUGCUGGUAUCCCCUCUGGUGGGUAAGCCUUGAAUGUGGUAGAAUGUUGUCUGGAGAGUUUUUCUGUUCCCUCCUAAGCCCUAAGAGAUGAACCUCCAAAGCUCUCUUACCUGGAUGCCCCCACUUGUCAUAACCUGGAUAGAGUAUAUAUAUGCCUUUAGAGAAUAUAGGUAACAUAACAGUAAGCUAUACAUUUUGUGUACCAUAUAAAAAGAGGCAGUUUAUGUACAUUUACCAAGACCAUUGUUACAACUUCAUAAUGGAAAAUGGAAAAAAAAAUGUGACCAACUGCUUUUGAACAGAUUUGUUAUAAAUAAAUAUUUUGCCAAAUGGAAUAGUGUAGUAGAUAUUGUUGAAUUGUGGAAAUACUGUGUAUUUGUUGGCUGUGUGCUGUUAGUCUGUUCCACGUUGUUCAGGCAAUAAUGUUGAGAUCACAAUAACCUGGCUAAAACAAUGUGAAAUGACCUUCAUCUUUCUCCGGCUGUCUUUUAUCUUGCUUUCCUGGAAGCAACAAAACUGUUUGUACAUGAGACUUUCAUCCUCUAAUUCCUUAAGCUUUGGCGUCUGUGAUAAAAUGGGAGAGAGGAAGCCAAAGAGGAUGCUCUGCUGGCAUCUCCAAAGUGAGGCUGAAAACAAACACGGGAAUCACAUCAUCUGGUAACAGUCUGCCUGGCAUCCCUCAGAUGGAAUAGCUUAAGUUUAUAAUCACAUGGCUAUGUUAUCUCAUCAGAUCCUUGAGACGCCAUCAUGAGGUAGCUAGUAUCAAUUUGACAGGUGGAGAAGCUGAAGCUCUGAGAGGUCAGGUGACUGGGUUAGCCAAGGUCACACCAUGAGUAGGUGGUGGGCCUGGGCCUGGACUCCUGGUCCGGUGCUCCUUGUCCUACAUUAGAGGAUGUUGGACUUUUAUCUAGAAUGUGAAUAUUGGACAUAAAGUCGGGUGGUUUUUUAUCCCCAUCACCAGCGAAGGAUGUGUACUCUUCCUUUCACUUUUCUUUUUUAAAUUCCAUGAACAAGAAGCCUUCAAAUACAUAUGCAAACCUGCCCUGACCUCUUGCACAUGCCUUUUUCUAUUGGGCCAGAUUUGGUUUCACAGUAGCAUCCCAAAGAUGCCCUUCUCUUUAUUGAUUUGAUUUCAGGGUGGCUGGCUUCAAGGCUGGCUGUUGAUCCAUCAGAAAUGAGGGUUUCGAUGGUGAUUUACCCUUGCUGCCCUCUAGUCACUGAAGGCAAUUGUGCUAUCCAGAAAAGAGAAUCCUUAGUCCAGUGGCCACACUCCUCUGGUAUGUUUCCUUGCGGCCAAAGGCCCAGUGCCUUCAACUACCUGAGAAGUUUGGGUGUUUGAUAGAAUCGUCCUUGGUGCAGCAUUCUAGCUUCAUGAGAGUGCUGAGGGCUGAGCUUGGCACCUUUGGUAGGCAUUUGUCCAGUCAAACAAAACUUUAAGAAAUAAAAUCAUUUCCACCCAGUGGACUCCUAUAUGGUUAUAACUUUCAUUACCUACCACAUUCCCCACUCCCCCCUCAAAAUUCAAGGCCAGUUUUAUAAAAAGCCAUAUUUCACACCACAGUCAUGUCCCCUUUUAUUUACAGCAGCUUAUUAGUGGAUUUUUAGUUCUGUUGAUUUAUGUGACAGGUUAUAGGAAAAGCAGCUUGGAACCACCACUUUCCCUGUAUCACAUGUUUCUAUCUGCUGUGUUCAUCUUAAUGUCAUGACAUAUAAGCAGUGUUGCUUUAGAGGAUGUGUGUAGUACCUUUGUGUAAUCUCCUAUGAUCCACGUGAUAUCAAAUUAAACUCUAUGAUCCUCUGUGUUGUUACAGGAAGCCUACCCUUUAUGGUGUGGUCCCCCUUCGGGGGAUCCAUACAUAACCUUGCCUAAUUAUACUAUAAAUGUUGUUAUUAAUUUUAAGUAGGAAAAAUUUCAAAUAGAUGUUUAAUUUAAAAUGAAUAAGAAUAAGAACUUGACAGGAUAAAAGAAAAAUUCUUCUUUUGGGGUCUUUGGGAAACCCCGUUCACUCUACUUUGGUUGGUUGGUUGUGUUUCAUCAGAGCCCCAGAAUGGAAGGCGUUCUAUGGUGCUGACCUUUCAUUUUUAAAUUUUGGGCAAAUCCCACGUACCAGGAGUUGUUUCUACAUCAUGACCACCAAAGGUACAAACGUGCCUCCUCGAUGCGCUUGAGUGGGCCUUGUAGCAGACAUGUGGACUGUCACUACAAAUAGCCAGAAGUGAUUAAACAGGAGGAAAUUUAGGGGCGAAUUGGAGGCAAAUACACUCGACACUGCUGCUAACACAAUUAGCUUCUCUUAGCUCUGCCUGACAAUAAGUGAUUAGAGAGAGGCUUGAAGCUUCACCAUUGCUGGAAGAAAAUGUCAUUUUAAACUGUCAAAUUUCCACAUGUGCUUUUAAAGGCCAAUGUCUUAAAGCACUUAAUGGAAACUGGUAUUUCUGCUUUCGUUAUGUUAAGUCUUCAUUCCCCUCAGUAAAGUUAUAGUUUCUCCUAAGUUAUUGUUUAGAAAGGAGUGUAUAUGAUCCCAGCUUUGAGAGAACGUGUCACAAAGAUUCAAUAGUUAAAUAACUUGUUAUUUUUAUAGGAGUGGUGUAAUGAGCAUAUCAUAUAUGUCUCCUUGUAUAUAUAUGUGGUAUGUAUGUACCCAAGUUUGACCUUUGCCAGAAUCGUCAUAAUUCCUAUAGAAGUUUGUAACAACCUCAUGCUUUUUAGAAUUAUCUCAGCUAGAGAAGUGAUUAUUUUCAUCUACUGGUUUUAGAACCUUCAAAAUAUCUCAUGUACAGAAUUGUUACUAUAUUUAAGGAUUCCCUUGUGUCAAAUAAUGGGAAAUAAACGUGUACUAUAUGUUUGGGGAAAUGCUGGGUGGCUUUUUUAAAUCUUAGAGUUAAGUGGACAACUGUUAUCCCAGCCUGCCUUGAAUGUGUUUUAUGGAGUUUACACAGUGUAGUUGUUGGGUUUUUUUCCCUACAGAGAGGAAGCCAAUGCUUUGCCCUUUAAUUUUAAAAGGAAUAUAGCUUAAAGCCUACUAAAGGAGCAUAGCUACCCUGUAUAAUAUGUUCAUUUCAAGUCUUCAGUCAAGUCAUAUGUCAACGUUAUUUUAAGAAAAAUUUGUACUGGGGUAAUUCUCAUUUAAAAAAAAAUCCUGCUUGUGAAACAAUAUAAAGUACUGUGAGCCUUAAUUUUUAUCCACAAAUAAAAAAAAUUAAAUUAUGUUAACGAUAAA